GGCUUUAGGACCAUGGGGGAGGCAUCCACUAUAUUUACAACACGCACACGCACGUGCGCACGCACGCCUACUGCCUCGGAGUGUAAACUUGCAGCAGCUGAUGCUCUUCCACAGUCAGACGGACACCUGCUCUCUCUGCUCCAUCUCACGCAUCUCACUGUCACGGCGGCGGCGGCUCUGAGCGCGGCAGCGCGCGCGCGGGACACAGAGCCUCGGAUGGAUGCAUGGACGGAUGGAUGGAUGGACGGAUGGAUGGAUGGAUGGAUGCACUGAUGCAGGAUCACGUGUCUCACCUUGGGAGGAGGAUUUGGUGCAGGAUGUCUGACCCUUGACCUUUCUGAGAACUUCAAAGGAGGAACAAAGGAAAUCCAAAGAGUCCCAGAAGCUCUGAGGAGGUAUGGAGGGAGAAGGAGAAGACAGGAGAUGGACAGAGGAGGUUGAAGUCUCCUACAAGCACUGGAGGACCCCACCUCGGGGGGGUCCAGGAGGAAGAGUUUCCUGCAAACAAAACGGCCUGAUUGACACACAUCGAUUGGGGGCGGAGCCUACAGAGGCGCUGCUGCCAGCGUACACGAUUCCUCACUGCCAGGGUCACGAAGGGCUGAGAGAACACAGCGGGCCUCCUCAGCUCCUCAACCCUGGGGCUCUCCUUCCUCACCAAGCUGCACCAGAACCCAUCCUCAGGCCGGCGCCGGGCCUCCUGCUGUGCAGGGAAAGCCUCCUGCAGAUGUGGGGGGAGGCCGGGGGAGGCGACUGCUGCGAGACCACCUUCAUCGAGGGGCAUGGACACGACAACUCCGCCCCCUGCUCUCCGAAGGAGGUGCUGCUUUAUGCGGACUCGAAGUUUCUGGAGUAUUCCGGGGAGGGGGCGAGAAUUCCCUCUCUGUCGUACGACAUCGACGACGAUGACGACUUCCAAGAGCUGGAGAGCGACUACUCCAGCGAAUCAGAGAGCGAGGACGCCUUCCUGCUGCUGCCUCCCAGAGACCACCUGGGCCUCAGCGUCUUCUCCAUGCUCUGCUGUUUCUGGCCUCUUGGCAUCGCCGCCUUCUACCUGUCCCACGAGACCAACAAGGCGGUGUCCAAAGGAGACUUCCACCUGGCCAGCUCCAGCUCCAGGCGGGCUCUGUUCCUGGCCGUACUGUCAAUCACCAUCGGCACAGGUAUCUACGUGGGCGUGGCCGUGGCGCUAAUAGCCUACUUCUCCAAGAACCAUCAGUGGUAGCGGGACGUUGAAGGGCGUUUCCACAUCCUCACCUCCUUCUGCUGCUGGCGGUGUUGGAUCACCGCGGACAGCUUUAUAACGUCACGCACACCUCUGGACCAACCGGAUCGAAGCGUGGAUGGAGGCGGUUCUUCCACGAACUUCCUUAAAAGUUCAUCAAGGUUGGUUGAGCAGGAAAGAAGUCGGACUCUUUCAGGAGGUUCCAGGUCUCCAGACAAACUCUGAAAAUGAUCUGAAGACGCCACGGACCAGAACUCCUGUUGUAAAGUAGAACAUUUCCAUCUAAAAUGUUUUUCUCAUGAACAUUUCUUAAUGACAAGUCACUGGACUUAAACGAUGACAUCACUGAUCAGACAGCAGCCUCGCCUCUUCUGACGCCUUCUGACAAUCUUUUAUUUUGAAAUACAGGAAGUCCACCCCGUUCUGUUGUUUUUUCAAACAAUAAAAUCUGCAUUUUUUCCCCAUCUCUUAUAUAUUAAGAAGAAAAUAAACACAUUCUGUGGGC
Messenger RNA from Oryzias melastigma (Indian medaka), 1730 nucleotides. RefSeq names its product synapse differentiation-inducing gene protein 1. Gene Ontology annotation, cellular component: excitatory synapse; postsynaptic density membrane; intracellular membrane-bounded organelle. The record is from RefSeq and is a predicted model, not a curated record. Lineage: Eukaryota; Metazoa; Chordata; Actinopteri; Beloniformes; Adrianichthyidae. The transcript is spliced from 4 exons. Gene Ontology annotation, biological process: positive regulation of synapse assembly; synaptic vesicle clustering. The coding region runs from base 398 to 1225 and encodes 275 amino acids.